CCAGUUAGCAGGGACUUCCUGUUAAGACGAUAAGGUACGCGCAUACAACGUACUCUACACCGGCUAGAGCAUCAUGGCAAAUGCUGAUGCAGUAUUUGGAAAACUUCAAGAGAUUGGACACGAUCUGGGGAAAGAAAGGGUUACUAAUGCACUUGCCAAAAGUCUUGAAUACAAGUCGACAACUGAAGGAAACUUGAAAACAAUUCUCGCUCAAUUUGGUUGUAUUGGAAUUGGUGUCAAGGAUAUGCUUGACCCGAACAUCGUUAAAAAAUGGUAUGGACUGAUUUCCAUCGUGUCUGCUGUUCGGGAGUUAGUGCCUUUAUUGACACCCGCAGCAAAGGAGUUUGCAAAUUUUAUACGUUCCAUUUUCAUAUCUAUAGAUAAAAAUCCGAGAGGUCUUCAGAGCGCUAAUGUAAUUGAUAUACUGGCUAAAACUCUUGAUUCCUUUGGAGAUGAUGUGAUGAAAGCCGAUGUAGAUGGCGCAUGUCGAGUGUUUUCCUUUGCACAUGACGUUCUUAUUGGUGUGAGCUCUGAUUCUGACGAGUGUCCAAACAGAAGUGAAAUAUCGGAUGUAAUCAAUAUGAUUGACAUAAAGAACGGCGUGAAAACGUUGGGACAAGUAGAAUCAAGAAUUUUUUCUUUGAUGGAAAACGAGCCUACAACACAAUCAGAGAGAGAACUGUCCACGUACAGCGAGAGAGUUACCAAGUUCGUCGACAUGUACUGUCACCUUGCAAUUCUCCGUGACGCCGUCAUGCUGGAGUUUUACGCUUUGCUUAUAUCCUCAGGACAUUCUGACCGCCUGGCAAAAGGUGUCACGGAAGGAAUGGAAGGUGAGCACGAGCGGGACAGGAACUUGAUAAAAUCGUUGGUACUCCCUAACCAAAAACAUGUUCGGUUUGCCUCAUUCUUUGAUCCUGACCGUUGGCCGUUCACUUUUAAAUUCAUUGAAGGCUACAAGGAUUUCUAUACAAUGGACAAUCUGGAUAAGGUACCAGUUGUCAUGAACACUGUGAAAUGGAUGAAUUGGUUUGCAACACACGACACAAAACCAGCAGUAUGUCUCCGUUCCUUGAAAUCCUCGUUGGAAAGACCACUGGACAAAACAAAACACAACUUCGUCUUACUGAAGAAAGAGGGAUCUUCCUGUUACUACAUUAGCCCUCAAGAUAAGAAGGAUUGGUAUGUUGUUAUGAGGAAUGACGAUAAGAAGUGGGUGGAGGUCAGACGAGGAAAGCCUGGCAGAGAAGGCGAGUGGAAUCUCUUCAAUGUUCAGGACAAAGACUCCGUGUAUAUUCUCUCCACCAGGCGAUGGCCAGUUCAUUUUCUGAGCAUGUCCGACACGUGGUUUGGCUGGAUACAUGGAAAGGCAACGUCUGUCUCGGACCCGUCUGUGCAAUGGGUGAUACAGUACAACGGAUCGAGGGCGUAAGGUGUUUUUAGUCAAUUGCCUUCCUAUGUUCUGCAAUGGCUUAAAUUCGUAAACGGUUCUGGCGUCAUCAGUUAUACAGUUUUGGUGACGAUUGAUUUUUAAUCAUAUAUGACCUAUAUCCACCUGCUUAUGAAGUCUGCCGGCAAGUACCUAUUAUAACCGUUGUUCAGGAUUGCUUUAUUAGAAUUGCUAUACAUUUCAUUUUUCGUGGAGGGUUCACGUAGAUAUUAUUAUCAUUGCUAUGUAAAAUUGGAGUAAACUUUACCUUACAGUCAAUGACCUUGUUUCAGUUGAAUACGAUUGUUGAUUAAUUGUAGUUCAAGUUAUUAAACUUAGCUUAUAUCAGUAAUAACCUGUAAUAUGUGUGUAUAGCUGUCAUGCCAUCUAUACCAAAUAUAUAGGUUUGGAAAUCAUGUUUACGUUCACCCGUUCGAGUAACCUAGUCCACCGUCUUAUCUUAUUAGGUAUAAUUUUAAAGCAUUGCGUAGUUUGAUUCAUGCAUGAAGCUGAUUGGCUGUCAAUGUUUGACCAGUAACGUGAUCUAUGUCCAGUCUCAUCUUUCAGUUAGAUUGAAAGCGUUAGCCAUUUUGUUUCUUCAAUUCUAUCAAUUUUCUUCGAUCUUUGACUACUUUACCACAAUGUUAUACCGUUUGGAUUUAUGGACCAUACAACUUUGUGAGCUUAUAAAACUUUGUACACAGUUGUGACUACACUAUGUACUCAUUUCAAGUAUUAUGAGAUUGAUAAACUUUCGUGAGUGCGAUAGUGUCCAUUAUGGCGGGACGCCGAGCUCAGAGACAAAAAUCUUCUGGUGAAUCUGUGGACAUGGGAAAUGAUAUGAACUGGAGUACGUCUCGGUUACGACAUGAACUUUGAGUGAAAUGCAUAAUAUCUUCACCGAAUUUAUCCCAUCGUGGUUGCAACUAUUUGUGGGGACAUCUAUGAGAAAAGAAGAAAAUCUUAUUUAAAUGUGACAAUCUAGCAACUGUACAUAUCAUCAAGAAAGGAAGAUAUAAGUUAAAUCAAUUAUGAUGUUGAUGCGACAGUUUACUUGGUGGCUAUCCAAUUCAACUUUGCUAAUUUUGCUGAACAUGUACCUGGUAUUAGCAAAGACAUUGCCGUUUCUCUAUCUCGUUUACAGAAGGACAGAUUCCGGUCAUUAGUCCCAACAGCAGAAGCUCACCCAUUUCAGUGCCCGCACCCCAUCGCGGUGAUGUGGAAUGGUCCGACGAUGUGACAAGUAUCCUCAACAAUACUUUUGCUUCGUCUACCAGAGGAUCGUACUUGUCAGGUUACAAGGCUGGCUGUCGUUAUUUGUGUUUGAACAACAGAACUUGGUCAUAUACGCCUCCUGUGUCAGAACAAUUGUUGAUGAAUUUUGCGGCUCAUUGCCAUCAACAUUGAAACCUAAGAUACUCUACUAUUAAGCUGUACUUGUGCCAUCAUUUCCUGUCAUCAGCUGUAGACUGUCCUCUGUACACCCAGAACUUCAACUUCGCUCGUCUGCAAUUAGUCAUGAACGGCAUCAAACGUAUGGAUGGGAGUCCCAAGUUAUCUCGGUAUACAGUGACCUUCCCAGUGUUACAUUCUCUCUGCACACGACUUCGGAAAGGAGUUUUUAAUAUUAAACUGGACAGAAUGAUGUAAACCGUUUGUGUAGUUGCUUUCUUCGGGUUUUUGCGGUGUGGAGAAUUUACAUGUAUGAGUCCUUUUGAUCCUAUGACAAAUUUAUGUGUAGGUGAUGUAACAAUAGCUGUUGAUCACACUACAUUGUCAUUAAAGACGUCAAAAACUGACCCUUUCAGAAAAGGUGUGCACAUCCGAUUGUUCUGUACUUCUAAAUCACUGUGCCCCAAGUGAGUUUUAGACAAGUAUAUACGUUCUAGACAUCAGGAUUGUGUCUCCUCAGCCGAUGCAUUGUCUGUAACGGCAAACGGACAACCAUUGACAAGAACUGUGUUUAUCAAUAUGUUAAGGCAUGUACUUUCACUUUGUGGUUUUGAUCACAAUCUUUUUAAUGGACACUCUUUCUAUAUAGGGGCUGCCACAUCAGCAGCUUCAAAGCAUAUUGAAAAUCAUUUGAUCAAGACUUAAGGCCGAUGGUCUUCCGAUUCAUAUUGUCGCUACAUUCGACUUCCACGGAAGUUCUGUUAUCAGCUCAGAAACGCUUGAGUGAACGAUAGAUAUCUUACUAGUGAGGAAAGUGAACUAUCGUAUUUGUCUUACCUACAUGAACUUGUUCAGAUGUUCUUGUGUAUACAAAUGAUUCGAUUUACAAUUAUGUUUCCCACAUAUGUGGAUACAAGAUAAUAGCAUACUUUGAGAAGAUCAAUGGUACUUGUACAUUUCAGUUUAUUUCUAUUGUUCUUUACCAAUCAGUUUCGAUUUAAACCUAGAACCUCAUUUUAUGUAUUAUCAUGACAACAGCUCUUAUAAUUUGUUUAUUUCUUUUAAUUCUUAUUACUUUGGGAUUCUCACCUAGCACUUCCAUUCGCACCUGGUAAUUUUGGACAUCAUUCUUACAAUGAAUUUCCCAAUUAAUAAAUUAUGUGCAACAUUAUCAGUUUCAGAGAGUUUCAAAGCGCUCGUUGUGGCAGUAUGCCUUCUGCCCGUAGAUGUUACAACUCUUUGAGAUUGAUGUUAUGAACUUAUUUCAUCAAGAAGCAACAACAUUUCAAUAUUCUCUGUCAAUAAAAAUAGCCAAUUUAUCUUGUUGAUUACAAUAAGUCUAGGUAGUUUUAACAUAUCUUUAAUUAUAUGAUUUCACAGAGUUCCAGUACUCAUUGUGGCAGUACCAACUUCCCUGUGGUUACUGUUAAAGUUACCUCCGUAAAUUGGCAACUAUACAACAGAAGCUCUAAUAUAUUGCUGCUUGAUGUCUUUCCUUUUUGGUCGUUGCAGAGCAAUUCUGCUUUACACAGCAGAGCAAUUCUGCACUAUGUUUAGCCUUCGCUAACCAUCUUUUUAACGAAUCAGAGCAGAGUCUUCAAUCCAAGUAGAGUUAGGUGUUUUGUAUGUAUGUUAUAUUACGUGUAUGCAUAUAUUUGUUGCCUAUAUUGAGUUUCGUUUGUUUAAAUCAAUACAAGUCAAGAAACUUGAAUAUGUGAUACCUCACAAGGUCGGAGUAAAGUUCAUACUCCGAGAAAAUGAUAUUGGUCGAGUGAAUGAAAUAUCACCUUGAAGAGUUAAUAAAUUCUCCUAUUCACAUGAAAACAUGUCAAUAAAUGUUUUAUUAUAUAACGACAAUCAGUUCUUCUGAUUGAUCCAAAAUUGAAACAUAGGCUUUUAGAUUAAUUUUCCAGUGAUACGCCCGACGGAAUAUUUGGACUGUUACAUUCAACUCUUAUAUAUAGAGCUGCCUCUUUCGGUGUAACAUCGCUAUAGUUUUAGACCCAAGAGAGGUGUUUUGAUCAAUCGGAUUGUAGGAAAAGUGAGUCACACAAUAAUGCAUUGAUACCGGAGACUCAUGUUUUCAUGUCUCAUGUUUGGUUGUAAUUAUUCUAUGCUAUGACAUUUUGAAUUAGUAUUGUUUUGGUUUUGGUAAACAGGCCAUGACAGCUCAUUCUAUCCGAGGUGCUUUAUUCGCACUUGCAUAGUCAGCAUUGUUGUCAACCUUGUUACCAUUUGGAAAGAUGUCAGUAGUCAUAUUAACACAUUAAGAGUAAAGGUGUUGAAUAAGAUAGUCGUCUUAUCUAACUGCCGGAAGUUCGUUGUAUUGACAGAGAACUACCUGUAGGUAAUUGUUGAUAACAAAUAAAAAGCUAA
Messenger RNA from Ylistrum balloti, 5197 nucleotides. RefSeq names its product toxin CrTX-A-like. The record is from RefSeq and is a predicted model, not a curated record. The transcript is spliced from 2 exons. Bases 74 to 1432 code for a protein of 452 amino acids. Lineage: Eukaryota; Metazoa; Mollusca; Bivalvia; Pectinida; Pectinidae.